Papaver somniferum (opium poppy) is the source of this 543-nucleotide messenger RNA. Its product is annotated as putative vacuolar protein sorting-associated protein 13A. The transcript is spliced from 3 exons. The record is from RefSeq and is a predicted model, not a curated record. Gene Ontology annotation, cellular component: extrinsic component of membrane. Gene Ontology annotation, biological process: protein retention in Golgi apparatus; protein targeting to vacuole. The coding region runs from base 13 to 543 and encodes 176 amino acids. Lineage: Eukaryota; Viridiplantae; Streptophyta; Magnoliopsida; Ranunculales; Papaveraceae.
UUAAGAAAGGUCAUGCACCGGAAUAGGUUCAUGAGGCAAAGCUCUGUUGUUCCAGCCAUUGUCAACCGUAUAUGGCGGGAUCUGAUCCAUAAUCCUUUACAUUUGAUAUUCUCAGUAGAUGUUCUUGGUAUGACAAGCUCAACAUUGGAUUCUUUAAGUAAAGGCUUUGCUGAGCUGUCAACAGAUGGGCAGUUUCUGCAAUUACGUAUGAAGCAGGUAUGGUCUAGAAGAAUAACUGUGGUUGGUGACGGUAUUCUUCAAGGAACUGAAGCCCUUGCUCAAGGGUUUGCUUUCGGCGUGUCUGGGGUUGUAACAAAUCCUGUUGAGAAUGCAAGGCAAAAUGGUCUUCUCGGUUUUGCUCAUGGGCUGGGACAAGCUUUCCUAGGGUUCAUUGUUCAACCAGUUAGUGGGGCAUUGGAUUUUUUCUCACUAACAGUAGACGGAAUUGGUGCAAGUUGUACUAGGUGCUUAGAAGUCUUUAAUAACAAGACCGCCUUCCAAAGAAUCAGAAACCCUCGUAAGCAGUGCGGCAGAUAUUUUUAG